This is a messenger RNA of Stegastes partitus (bicolor damselfish), 1126 nucleotides long. RefSeq lists its product as uncharacterized. Lineage: Eukaryota; Metazoa; Chordata; Actinopteri; Pomacentridae. The record is from RefSeq and is a predicted model, not a curated record. The transcript has 9 exons. Bases 15 to 959 code for a protein of 314 amino acids.
UUGGCUCAUCAACAAUGGCGAGACACAACAUCAGCCUGGCGAUUGCCAUCGUGCUGUCACUGAUUGUCUUCAUCAUCACGAUGGUGUUCAGCGCUCUGGCAGCGGCAGGAAAACAGCCGUUUUUGCGGAGCACCGGGAAUGUUUCAGAUGAGUUCUUGACUGAGAUCACACCAUCAGGAUGGACUUUCAUCAUCUGGUCCAUCAUUUACACCUUCCUGGCCCUCCUGUUGGUGUACAUCCUCUCAGGCCUCUUCAGGAAAAACAUGUACGGUUACGUCUACUGCAGCCCGGCCGUUCUGCCACAUGGAUUUUUUGUGCUUUGGUGCCUUAAUCUGAUCCUCAAUAUUGGAUGGCUUUUCCUGUGGGACAGAAAGUUUGUAUCUGCUUCACUGAUUUUCCUCAUCCUGGUUGCCUUGACUAACUACGGGGUGAUCUUCUUCUCCUGCUAUGGUCUCUACAACUAUGGAGCCUGGCUCAACAAGUACCACAAAGUAGAUCUGUGGCUUCACCGCGUGUUGAUUCAGAACGGCGUUGCCAUAUAUGCAACAUGGACCACCAUUGCGACCCUAAUUAACCUGGCUGUCACUGUGAGUUAUGAUGGAAACAUGUCACCCCCGGACGCCGCCACCCUCUCGCUGUCUGUCCUGACUGUACUGUUGAUCGUGUGGUUCGUCGUGGAAAACUUCCUCAUCGACAAAUACGUGAGGUUCAUUCUCUCCAUUUACCCUGUUGUGAUUUGGGCUCUGACCGGGGUGUACACAAAGAACUACAGGGCUGCAGCUCCUACUCGCAACAACAUCUUCAUUGCUGCACUGCUGGCUGUAGCAUGUGUCUUGUUUGCUGCUCGGAUUCUCUUGGUCGUCUGGAGGCAAAUCAAAAGUCCGUUUUACAGAGGCGUAAACCCGGAUGCAACGUCUCCAUUGGAGAUCGCUGAGAGGCAGAAAACGGUAUUUAAAUAAGCAUGGUGAUCAUUAGAAUAUGUUUCUAAUAAAACUUUGACUAACAAGGUCAUGUGCUUUUUGUAUGAUAUGCACCUCUAAACGCUUUGUAUAUUUAAGAUGCUAUUGAAGAUAAUGGACUUAGAAAGUUGCCACAUGUAGGUGUAAUCUUGUGCUUCACAGACAGA